Molecule: messenger RNA, 1860 nt
Organism: Phytophthora infestans T30-4
Lineage: Eukaryota; Oomycota; Peronosporomycetes; Peronosporales; Peronosporaceae
Exons: 1
Coding region: 166-1860 (564 amino acids)
Biological process (GO): mannan biosynthetic process
Cellular component (GO): Golgi apparatus
Molecular function (GO): alpha-1,2-mannosyltransferase activity
Source: RefSeq, a predicted model, not a curated record
GAUUGGCAGGAGAAAAUCCACAAUCCGGGUCGCGGUUAUAGCGAGGCUUCACCCUGAGUGGUCCCGAUGAGCUGCCGUAUUGAUGCUGUCACUGCUUCAAGCGCACUAGCAAGUGCACUAGAUCACAGUAGAUUCACUCGACUUGAGACUGCAAAACCGGAAGCAAUGCUACCUGCACUACCUGUGUUCAGUCGACCACAGCACGACACGAAGCUGCCCAUCAAAGGAUAUUCAAGUCCCAUUCGCGUUCUGUUCGAACGUGUAGUGCGGUGUGGGCAACGUUGGCCUCGCGCUCUACUGUUUAUAUCUGCGUUGAUUUACGUAUCUGCGCUGAUUACUUGGGCAUCUAACAACUCGGACAAGCACGACGCAACCCCAGUUAAGAUUUUACCAUCUGGGGAGGUGGUGCCACGACGUCUUCGGUGUGUUGCAUGGCGAGCGACUGCCAAGUGCAGACCAAACGGACCUCGAGAGCCCCAAAACGACAAGAAAUGCUCGGACUUCGUUGUCGGUGACGUGUCAGGCUUCUGUGAAGUGGAAGACAUUGAUACAGGGGAGCGAUUCCAAGUCAUGCGCCGACAUUGCAACAGUUUAAAGGGGAACAUUAAAUUCCGUUGUUCGGACGCUCGAACUUUCGUCAAUUAUCGUGUAGACGGGCAUGGCGCAGUUGCCAAGGCUCUUGUCCCUGGCUUCUCGUUGCCACACGUGGCUGAAAACAGCGAAGCUCCUCGCGAUGGCAUCGUAAUGGUAGUCUACCCAAAGUUGCUCGCCAGCGCCUACGCAACGGUCCGGGUUCUUCGCGAAGUAGUUAUGUGUCGCUUGCCUAUUGAGAUUUGGUUCCACGUCGACGAAAUCGGAGCCGACUAUGCGCUAUUGGUGCCGCUGCAGCAGCUCGCCAUUUUCGUUGGCAACGUCUCAUUCCACCCAAUGUACAACCCACGUGCAAAGGGAUUUCUAUCCAAGGUCUUCGCUAUAUACAACACCUACUUCGACCGCGUCCUCUUCUUGGAUGCAGACAACGUACCUGUGCGUGACCCAAGCUUUCUCUUUAGUACACCCGAAUUCAAAGCAAAUGGUGCUGUGUUCUGGCCUGAUUUUUGGCACCCGCACCGCACGCUCUUCAACUUGCACGCGCAAUCGAUGCUGUGGGAACUACUAGAUACCCCGUUUAUUGACAUGUUCGAACAAGAGAGCGGUCAGUUGCUGGUGGAUCGCACUCGACACGCUGCUCCGUUAGAACUCGUCUACUUUUACGCAUUCCACGAGCCUAAUUUCUUCGAGAAAUUGGAUGUUGUCUAUGGCGACAAGGACUUGUUUCGGCUUGCGUGGAUGAAACUCAAAGUUCCAUUUCAUAUGGUUGAGGCACUUCCAGCAAUGGCAGGCAGAGCAAUCAACGGCUCAUUCUGUGGUAUGACGAUGGCACAGCACGAUACUAAAGGUGAAGUGCUGUUCCUGCACCGCAACCAGCACAAGUUGACUGGGGAACGCGAUGAAAAGAUGGAAAAAGCAGCGUCAGAAAACACUGUCGUCCCUCCGGAUGAGGCCCUUGGAGCUCCACACCCAGACGGAUACCCAGAUCCAGUGAUCUGGACGCACUUGCUGUCAUUCCGUAAGGAUGCGAACCGCAAACUCUACACAAUCGACGCGUACCGAGCUUCGCCCGAGUUUCCGCAGUGGCAACCAUGCUACGGUCGGCGAUACGAGGAGCAGCAGAAAGUGUUCGAGCUACACGAGUUUGCCAACCUCAGCUUUGCCGGUAUCGAGACGGACAUUCGUCACUUCGCCUUGGAUGCAGCCCGACUUCGUCACGCUCAAAACGUAGCGUGGGUAGGAGCAAGUCCAAGCAAUUCUACAGCGUAG